GAGUCGGCAAGUAGUAAGAUUAUAUAAGAAACAAUGAUUUUCAAUAUAGAACGCAAAUUGACCGCCAAACCCAAAGAAAGCCCGAUUUUGCAAAUUACGAUACCACGACGACCCCUACAAAUGUAUUGGGAGUAAAGGAGUAGUAGAAACAUUGAAGUCAUUCGUUGAACAUUUGAGGACCCGAAGCUCCGAUAAUUCUGUGAAUGAGUUUCGGAAUUGUAUUGGCCAUGGAAGAAGAAACCUCAACAAUUUUCAUAUAACCACAUGUUUUCACGCCAACCCUACUUCUUCCUCCACCGACCAUGUCUUUGCAACUCCCAACUUUCUUCUCAUCCUGAAUCACAAUAGCGUCAAUGCAUUUCUGCCGUUUGCUUUUCUUUACGGGGGGUUUCUCUGCUCUUCCCGGUUUCGUGGGGGCACUAAACCGAGAUUUCCAAUUGAGGUUUGGACCUUCUUGUUGUAGGUUGUACAGCAUCUCCAGCAGUACUUUCGACUUCACAGACUUGACAUGUCCCCAUUCAUGGUAUCCAAAGGCACGAAAGAAACAUCGCAAAAUUUUUCUGCACAUGGGUCCCACAAAUAGUGGCAAAACUCACAAUGCUUUGAAGAGGCUCGAAUCAAGUGAUUCUGGUGUAUAUUGUGGUCCCCUGAGAUUAUUGGCCUGGGAAGUCGCUAAGCGAUUGAAUAAGGCUAGAAUUCCCUGCGAUCUGAUCACAGGACAAGAGAGAGAGGAAGUUGAGGGUGCAACACAUAAGGCUGUGACAGUUGAGAUGGCCGAUGUAACUGCCAACUACAGUUGUGCUGUUAUCGACGAAAUUCAGAUGUUGGGCUGUAAGACGAGAGGUUAUUCUUUUACACGUGCCCUACUUGGACUCUGUGCUGAUGAAGUUCAUCUUUGUGGGGAUGCAGCUGUUGUACCCCUUAUUCAGGAAAUUCUUAAAGUAACUGGUGAUGACAUUGAGGUGCAGUACUAUGAGAGACUUUCACCUCUGAUUCCAUUGAACAUUCCACUUGGACCCUAUUCUAAUAUUAGGAAGGGUGAUUGCAUUGUCACCUUUUCACGUCGUAGAAUAUUUGGUUAUAAGAAAGAAAUAGAAAGACAAGGUGGACAUCUUUGCUCUAUAGUUUAUGGCUCACUACCACCAGAAACUCGAACAAGGCAGGCAAUGAUGUUCAAUGAUACAACGAGCGAGUUUGAUGUGCUGGUGGCUAGCGAUGCCAUUGGGAUGGGUCUUAAUUUGAACAUCUCGAGGAUCAUAUUUUCAACUAUGAAGAAAUUUGAUGGUUCUGAGAUGCGGGAGCUUACUGUACCAGAGGUCAAACAGAUUGCAGGUAGAGCUGGCAGGUAUGGAUCCAAAUUUCCUAUUGGUGAAGUAACUUGUAUAAGUGGAGACGAUUUACCCUUACUUCAUUCAUCACUUAAGUCCGCUUCUCCCACUAUAGAGAGAGCUGGGCUAUUUCCAACUUUUGAACUCAUGUAUUUAUAUUCCCGUUUGCAUCCUGAAUAUGGCCUGCGGCGGAUACUGGAGCACUUUGUUGAGAAUGCUAAAUUAUCUGAAAAUUAUUUCAUCGUUGACUGUGAAGUAAUGUUGAAAGUUGCUGCCGUCCUUGAUGAGAUGCCUCUCAGUUUGCAUGAGAAGUACCUUUUCUGUAUCAGCCCUGCGGACAUGGAUGAUGAAAUUACCUCCCAAGGUCUUACACAGUUUGCUCAAAAUUAUGCGAAUAAAGGCAUUGUUCGGCUACGAGAAAUAUUCAAAGAAGGAACGCUUAAAGUGCCAGAAACACCAGCUGCGCUGGUGGAACUGGAAUCCAUUCACAAGGUGUUGGAUCUCUAUGUUUGGUUGAGUUUCCGACUGGAGGAAUCAUUCCCCGACCGUGAACUGGCAGUUUCACAGAAGUCAUUCUGCAGCAUGUUAAUCGAGGAGUUUUUGGGAAGACUUGGAAUGCAAAUACCAACAAGAAGGAAAUUUAAGUCGAAUAUCCUCCGCUCAAGGUCCCUAAACUCCCCCCAAUCCUUUUUUGCUAAAUGACGUCUCUAAGACACUAAUUACGUAAUAGUAGCUUGAAAAGCUUAUAUGUAUUUACAUAGGAAAGAGCCUCAUCAAGCAAAAAGACUGCUGCUUUCUACAUUUUGACCCUUCCAAUUAGACAUAGGUUAUCUUAUUUAGUUACACGAGUGAAUCCUUUUACCAUUAGUUAAGUUCCAUUGCCGACAAACUAAAAAAAGGGAAGAUUUUUGUACUCCUUCCCAACAAUUUUUCAUUGUUUCUAUUAUAUUUUCAAUUCAUGAACGUUGAUUGUCGAAUCCAUUCAUAGUGAAUGGCUAUAGAUGAUAAUUUAAAAGUCAUAAAUGAUCUUAUAUGGUCAUGAUUUCAUUUUA
Cucumis melo (muskmelon) is the source of this 2380-nucleotide messenger RNA. RefSeq names its product DExH-box ATP-dependent RNA helicase DExH16, mitochondrial. Lineage: Eukaryota; Viridiplantae; Streptophyta; Magnoliopsida; Cucurbitales; Cucurbitaceae. The transcript is spliced from 16 exons. The coding region runs from base 354 to 2030 and encodes 558 amino acids. Gene Ontology annotation, biological process: mitochondrial RNA 3'-end processing; RNA catabolic process. Gene Ontology annotation, cellular component: mitochondrial degradosome. The record is from RefSeq and is a predicted model, not a curated record. Gene Ontology annotation, molecular function: ATP binding; RNA helicase activity; hydrolase activity, acting on acid anhydrides.